Molecule: messenger RNA, 1006 nt
Organism: Malurus melanocephalus (red-backed fairy wren)
Lineage: Eukaryota; Metazoa; Chordata; Aves; Passeriformes; Maluridae
Gene: GSDMA
Product: gasdermin A
Exons: 5
Coding region: 107-1006 (299 amino acids)
Biological process (GO): pyroptotic inflammatory response; defense response to bacterium
Molecular function (GO): phosphatidylinositol-4,5-bisphosphate binding; phosphatidylinositol-4-phosphate binding; phosphatidylserine binding
Source: RefSeq, a predicted model, not a curated record
CUUCAUUACAAUGUCCUGCUAUUAUUUCAAGUAAUUUUGCYUGUGUUGCUUCUUUCCCAAGGCACAAAUCCACUUGGCUGUGCUUCAAAUCUUCUGCCACAGCAGAAUGUUUAAAAAACUCACCAAAUUUCUUGUAAGUCAAAUGGAUCCAAGCAAAGACCUGGUCCCUGUUGAGAGCAUCGCAAACAAUGAGCACUUCAGGCCUCUCUAUCUACUGAAAAGAAAAAGCAAACCAAAAACCAUAUUCCACCCAGCUCCCUACUACCAGCGGACRGGGUUCACACUGUAUGAUGUGCUGCUGCCUGGAGAAGAGAGCAACAGCAUAGAGUCUCUCCAUCAAGACUUCAACCAAUUUACCCUCUCAAAAGUCAGCGCUGACCAAGCUGAUGGGAGUCUCAGCAUAUCUUCUGACCCUGCAAGUGUGGCACUGAAAGGAGGUGGCUCCUUGUCCAAGGUGUUUUCCAUCACGCCACAGAAGAAGGACAUAUCACUGGAAUCACUGGAGGCACUGAGAAAAGAAAGACAAAUCAACAUGGAUCACUCCUUCAUCCGGCAAUUACAGAGAACAGACAUCAAUUUAUUUGUGGUCACUGAAAUCCUUGAAGCCUCAGAGGAGACUGUCUACACGGAAUCCACCAAGGCAGAAGGGGGCUUCCAGGCCAAAUUUUACGCCACGCUCUGUGCACAGAGAACCAGGGAGGACAAACAAAGCAUAGUAAUACCCAAGGGCUGCACCCUGGCCUUCAGGACCAUCAAACUACACAUUAGAGGUGGAGCAUGGGCCCGUCCUCACAGGACCUCGCGCUUCGCCUCAGCGAAGGUUCGCCCUCGCUUGCGCCCCCAAAAGGCGGGAACAGCUCAGCGCCGGACGGAAACACCCGAAAGAGCUACGGAGAUUCCCGAGCGAGCGWGGCGGAAGAAGCCGAUCUAUGCCGGAACGCUCCGAGAGAGCUCGGCCAAAACUCCCGACGACGAGGCGAAGAUCUACGAGCGAAGACGGAAAUAA